AUGUCUAAAUACAACGAGCUGGUUAAAUCCUUAUCUGAAAAUGAUAUUUUAUCACAAUUUUCAAAUGAUAUAAUACCAAUCUCCAAUCGUCCAAAUUCUAAAUCCAGUGAAAUUUCAACAGAGGAUGAUGCAGAAUUCUCAGGUCACGAUGAAGAACAGAUCAAACUAAUGAAUGAAAACUGUAUAGUUCUAGAUUAUAACGACAACGUUGUAGGUACUGCCACUAAGAAAACAUGCCAUCUACUGACUAACAUCGAACGCGGGUUGUUACAUAGAGCCUUUUCGUGUUUUAUUUUUGAUUCCAAUGGGAAACUUCUGCUACAAAGAAGAGCUAAAGAAAAGAUUACAUUCCCCCUUUUGUGGACUAACACAUGCUGUUCUCAUCCAUUAUCUAUCGAUGAUGAAAUUGGGGACGUUACUAAUACAGAUCUAAACAAAAAUGUCAAAGGUGUCAUUAAUGCAGCCAUUAGAAAAUUGGAUCACGAAUUAGGUAUUCCAGCAGAUGAUUUGAAGAGGAAGGGUGAAUUCCAUUUCUUGAAUAGAAUUCACUACAUGGCCCCAUGUAAUGAUCCAGAAAAUAGAUGGGGGGAACACGAAAUCGAUUAUAUUUUGAUUUAUAAAGUCGAGAAAGAUAAGUUCUUGACAAUCAAUCCUAAUUACAACGAGGUCGAGAAUUACAUGUGGGUUGACAGGGAACGCUUCCAGGAAAUGUUGAACGAUAAGGAAAAUUGUCAUUUUACACCAUGGUUUAAAAUCAUUUGUGAAAAUUAUUUGUUCACCUGGUGGGAUCAAUUAAAUGAUUUAACUAAAGUAGAAAAUGAUACCAAUAUUUAUAGAAUGUUGUGA
Molecule: messenger RNA, 846 nt
Organism: Arxiozyma heterogenica
Lineage: Eukaryota; Fungi; Ascomycota; Saccharomycetes; Saccharomycetales; Saccharomycetaceae
Gene: IDI1
Product: isopentenyl-diphosphate delta-isomerase IDI1
Exons: 1
Coding region: 1-846 (281 amino acids)
Biological process (GO): isoprenoid biosynthetic process; isopentenyl diphosphate biosynthetic process
Cellular component (GO): cytoplasm
Molecular function (GO): isopentenyl-diphosphate delta-isomerase activity
Source: RefSeq, a predicted model, not a curated record